Molecule: messenger RNA, 708 nt
Organism: Aegilops tauschii subsp. strangulata
Lineage: Eukaryota; Viridiplantae; Streptophyta; Magnoliopsida; Poales; Poaceae
Source: RefSeq, a predicted model, not a curated record
AUGCCGCCUAUGGCCAGCGGUGGUGAACGUCCUGAGGAGCAAGUCCGCCGUGUCAACCCCGGUCGUGCAACCUCAAAGCGCUACCGCACCUCUGAGUCAAUUGGGAUCGACCCGAUCCCGCCGCCCGGCGCCGCCCCGCCGUCGUCGGAGCUGCCUCACGGAGCUGCCCUGCCGUCCUUCGCCUCGACUCCUCCUCGCCGGACCUCCUCCUCUAUGUCGCCGUCGUCCUCGUCCUCCUCCCCAAAGGCUCCAUCGAGCCUCGCCGACCCUCGUCUCUGCAACGCUGGUGAGGCCACGGCCUCCCUCUCCUUGCACUCCCCCUCCCCGUUUCGACGUCGCCGUGCCCGCCGCUCCGCAUCGGCGCCUCCCCUGCUCUCCCUCGCGCGGGAUCCCACGCCGCGCCUAACCGCGCGCCCGCGCCUGGGCCGGCACCCCGUGCCGCGCCUCGCGUCGGCGAGCCCGCCCCGGCUCCCCUGCAGUUGCUCGCUCCAGCCAUUGCCUUCGUCCCGCACGCGCCGCUCCACCCCUGGCCUCGCCGCCGAGCGCCUCCCCUGCCACCACCACCUCCAGCCGCGCCCCCCUGCGCCCGCUCCGCCCAGCCGGUUCGCGACCACCCCUCUGCCGUCUCCCCUGGUCCUGGCCGCCGGCGAGCGCCGUGCGUGCCCAGGCGCCCCUCGGGCAUGCGCCCGUUCAGGCUAUGCCCGUUAG